This is a messenger RNA of Cladocopium goreaui, 855 nucleotides long. NCBI's taxonomy places the organism in Eukaryota, Dinophyceae, Suessiales, Symbiodiniaceae. The record is from the annotation of a GenBank genome assembly.
AUGCAGGAGUACGCCUCCCGUGUGGCUUACUGUAUUCCACUCUUAGCCAACUCUGCCAUAUGCUACGACGUUUCGAUUCAACAGACGCCGGAGAUGCAGAAGGAGGGCAAGCCUCCCGGCGUGAACCUGGCAGGAAAGCUGCUGAAUGAACGUGGGCAGCCAGAGAGGCAGUGCGUCGUGAUCCGGGCGCAAAGGGAGGAGGAAGUGGGCCACGCCAGCGCAGUGCUGCUGGACACGCUGCGGUGCCGUGCAGAUGCCACAGCCGAAAGAUUGGGCCCUGAGGACGGGUUUGCGCUUUUGGCACUGAGCCGGCUCGCCCGGGUGUUGGAGGCCCGCGGCGCCUUCGCCGAGGCCGUGCCGCUGCGGCGCCGAGUCUUGGAGGCCGAGGAGCGGCUCCGGGGCCCCGAGCACCGCGUGACGCUCACCGCGGUGCACAACUUGGCGUUCGUUCUGAAGCGGCUGGGGAAGUUCAGGGAGGCGGAGGCCCUGCACCGCCGAGCUCUUGCAGGGCGCGAAGCGCACCUCGGUGCGAAUCAUCCGCACACGCUUCAGUCCAUGAACAACCUUGCCGCGCUCCUGGAGCAGCAGGGGAAGCUGGCUGAGGCGGAGGCCCUGCACCGCCGAGCUCUUGCAGGGCGCGAAGCGCACCUCGGCGCGCUGCACACGCACACGCUCAACUCCAUGUCCAACCUGGCUGCCAUCCUGUGGAAGCAGGGGAAGCUGGAUGAGGCGGAAGAGCUGCAACGCAAAGCGCUCGCAGGGCGUGAAGCGCAGCUGGGCGCGAGCCAUCCCGACACGCUAAUCUCCAUGAACGUUCUCGCUGUGAUCCUCCAGUCGCAAGGCAAAUUGGAAGAG